This is a messenger RNA of Pieris brassicae (large cabbage white), 1965 nucleotides long. RefSeq names its product segmentation polarity homeobox protein engrailed-like. The coding region runs from base 13 to 747 and encodes 244 amino acids. The transcript is spliced from 3 exons. Gene Ontology annotation, biological process: regulation of transcription by RNA polymerase II; multicellular organism development; neuron differentiation. NCBI's taxonomy places the organism in Eukaryota, Metazoa, Arthropoda, Insecta, Lepidoptera, Pieridae. Gene Ontology annotation, cellular component: nucleus. Gene Ontology annotation, molecular function: DNA-binding transcription factor activity, RNA polymerase II-specific; RNA polymerase II cis-regulatory region sequence-specific DNA binding. The record is from RefSeq and is a predicted model, not a curated record.
UCGCUCGUCAAUAUGGCGUUCGAAAACAGACCGUCCGAGCUCCGCGUCCCCGGUUCCUAUCAAAACCAGUACACCUGUACAACAAUUCAAUAUAGAUCGAUAAAAACAUCGAGUUCGCCGCCGCCAUAUUACUACGAAGACGUCAAACCAGUGAUAACAAUACCCUUUUCGAUUAACAACAUUCUUCAACCAGAUUUUGGUUUGAACGCAAUUCGUAAGACCAAAUUACAAUUGGGUCGAAGGACUGUGUCCAGCGAAACCAAAGAGCCAAAGAUCGUUGAGCAAAAGAGGCCGGACUCGGCUAGUUCUGUUGUGUCUUCUUCGAGUGGUUCAACGAGUACAGACACGAACAGCCAGUCUGGAAAUGGAACUCUAUGGCCGGCGUGGGUCUACUGUACGAGAUAUAGCGAUCGACCAAGUUCAGGUCCAAGGAGUAGAAGAAUGAAGAAGAGAAUGACGCCGGAAGAGAAGAGGCCGAGGACUGCGUUCAGCGCUGCUCAGCUGCAGAGAUUAAAGCACGAGUUCGCCGAAAACCGGUACCUGACUGAGCGCCGACGCCAGGCGCUGGCUGCAGAACUGGGCCUGGCGGAAGCGCAGAUCAAGAUCUGGUUCCAGAACAAACGAGCAAAGAUCAAGAAGGCUACGGGUCAUCGGAACCCGUUGGCUAUGCAGCUCAUGGCCCAGGGGCUUUACAACCACAGUACCGCGAAUGAAAGCGAUGAUGAUGAAGAAAUUAGUGUUACGUAAAUGAUAAUCACAUUCUGGUUGAUUAGUUAUUCUUAACUGUAUAUAUUUGAGCAAUGCACCGAACGCCGGACUGAUCACAUACGGUUGAUCACGGAAGACUGACCAUGGAAGGGCAGAACUUUUGACGAUAUAAAAUGAUUGAAGAUCUAUUCUUGCUGUCGAACCCAUGGAAGCAAGACCACGGCAGGUUGAUGACAGAACAAUUGUCGUUAGAAUUAAUUGAAAUUAUUGACACUCUAUUUUUGCUGUCGAACCCAUGGACUACAAGAGAAGCAUGACAAAAUAUAUGUCAGAACGGUCUUGCAUUCGAACAACAUCCCAAUAUCCAAUGGCACUCACGUUGAAGACGAUUCGAAGGGUGAUUUUGCGUUAAAAGUUUCCUCAUGUGGCUUAGUGGAAAUCUAGAAAAACGCUUGUGGAUUGGAAAGGGCUCUGUAGUAGAAUAUUGUAGUCAAUGUUGAUUUUUUCUGGGAACCUUUUUGUAACAGCUCCUGUUAUUUAUUAUAAUUUCGAAACAUUUUGAUGCUAAUAUUCCUAGAGGAAUAUUAGCAUCAAAAUGGAAUGCGCUUUAAGUAAUGUUUUUGAAUUGUGACUUUAUAGAUUUAACUCUCUUGAAAGGCCAUCUAAGAGUCCGUAUGAACUUUUAAGUAUGGCACUAAAUGUCGUCAAUAGUUUAGUUAAGAGUUAACUGUUUAUAUAUAGCGGUUAAGUGAUUAGUUAAUUGUAUAUAGUUUUAGAAAAUUCCUAUAUUUAAUUAGCGUCAUAUAUAAGAAUUAGGAUUCUGAAGCCUGUGCAUGGCAGGCCUUUGUACGCCUGAUACGUGGAACCUCCACGUUAGCUUGAAAACGAAAUUAGUUUUUGUUAUAAUUUGUAGGAGGGUAGGACCUCACAGUUCUCAAUUACUGAAUUUUCUAUGUAAUGAUUAGUAAUGUAUCGUUAAGGAAUUCUUUAAUAUAUAUAUAAUCAAAAUUAAUUAAUUAUACAGUAUUCAUUUCGGCCUACCCUCUUUAAUGAAUUUUUAAAUAAUAAAGUGAUAACAAAAAGCAAUUGAUGGCUGAUUGAUUACUAAUCCUUUAGAUAUACAUAUAUAUACUUUCCUGACUGGAAUUAGCCCUGAAAAUUUAUAUUACGUUUGUGUAUCCGUUAGUUAAAUAUGGGAAUUGUAAAUGAUGCGAUAUCAUAACCAAUUUAUUGUAAUUUUAGAUAAAUUAUUUCGUG